Molecule: messenger RNA, 4956 nt
Organism: Salvelinus fontinalis (brook trout)
Lineage: Eukaryota; Metazoa; Chordata; Actinopteri; Salmoniformes; Salmonidae
Gene: tti1
Product: TELO2 interacting protein 1
Exons: 8
Coding region: 131-3406 (1091 amino acids)
Biological process (GO): chromatin remodeling
Cellular component (GO): cytoplasm
Source: RefSeq, a predicted model, not a curated record
GUGACGCUUAUGUGACAGCCAGCUAGGACAGUCUUCAUUCAGUUUCAGUGCUGUAUCUCGAAAGGAGUUCGUCUCAGAUGUCCGUCACAAAAUAUUUACAAACAAAGUGAGUGACAUCUGUCUUCAAAGAAUGGACCAUCAGAUUGACGACCCAAAGCUUGCUUUUGCUUACCUCCGUCCAGCCUGUGUGCUCCUAACUCGUGAGCCCACGGUGGGCAAUGUGGAAACCCUGAGCACACAGCUGAGGCAUGUAAAUCAUGGAACUCUGCAGCAGCUGCAGGACUAUGUCCUUUUUCCUCUCCGCUUCAUCCUGAAAAUCCCUGGCCCCAAGCGGGAUGGCUUGAUCCAGGCUGUGGCCGAGGCCAUGGGAUAUGUCCUGGAGAACACCUGUGUACGGAGCUGGGAGACGCUGAGGGACCUUCUCUCUGAGCUCUGCCUCUGCCUCUGCUCCCCCACGGACCCAGGGAAGCCAGCACCUACCUCAGAGGAGCUGAGAGCUGCAGUACUGAGGUGCCUGGAUGCUCUGCUCCAUGCAGCCUAUGGUGACGUGGUCUUCAAGCUGUUUGAGCCCAUCAUGCUGCCUGGCCUUGGGGCUGCUAUCUCCCUGCUGCUGGCACUGGGAGAGCAGGAGAAGUCCCGCACCGUGCAGGCUGCUGCUCUGAAAUGCCUGCAGGCCCUGACCCUCCAGUGUGACUGUUCUAUGGACCAUGUGUUGGUGGGUCAGAAGGAGAGGCGUAUCCUAGGCAGUACCAUGGCUUCUUUCUUACCUGGGAUCACCAUCGCUGUGAGCCGUGUGAUCACUGGCGAUAUGAGACAUGGACAUGCUGUCACAGUUAGGGCCAUUAAGGUGUGGUUCAAGACAGUGGGAUUGGUGAUGGCUGACGACCAGCUUCAGAACACAGGGACUGGGGAGAGACAGCUGUGGGAACUGGGGAGAGUAUGGGAGCUGGUAGUGCAGAGAACUCAGGACUGGGUGCGAAACACCUCUGGGAGGCUGGCCUUACUGUUAAAAAAGAUCAUCUCCUGCACCUCAGCCCAUCAGCACUGGAGAGUGAGGCUUGAGAUGGUGAACUUCUCAGACCACCUCCUGGCCAACUGUAGCUCCUCCCUGGGUGAGUGUGUGGGCCCCCUCCUGGAGGCUCUGGUGGGGGCUGUGAACGAUGAGGAGCCCACUGUGAGGGAGAGGUGUGAAGCUGCCCUGAGGGAGGUGGCAGAGAGGCAUCAGAGCUCAGAUAGUAACAACCAGGCCUUUACUGACGUGCUGUCAGAGAACCUCCACUCCCUGGCCACCUCGCUGCCGCGCCUCAUGAGGACAUCUGAUGACCAGCGUAAGGUGUUUGUCCUCAACGUGUUCCUAGGCUACCUCAAAAUCCUGGGCCCCAAGGUGAUAGUGGUACUCAACUCGGCGGCCCACCUCCAGCGGGUGUCCAAGGCCCUGAUGCAGGUGUUGGAGUUAGACGUGAUGGACGUACGCAUCGUGGAGGAGAGGAGCUCUGCCGUAACUGUGGAGACGGGGCCCGGACCACAUGGGGCACAUGCUCAGAGGAGGCACUUCCUCUACUUCACAGACAAAAGAAUCUUAUCCCUGCUCAAGGAGAUCUGCAGGGUGUUAGGUUACUAUGGGAACGUCUAUCUCCUAGUAGAUCACUUCAUGGAUCUGUACAAGGAGUCGUCAGUCUACAGGAAGCAAGCUGCAAUGGUGCUGAAUGAGGUGAUCACAGGAGCAGCAGGCAUCGGUGUGGCAGGAGGCCAGGAGAGGCAGGGAGUGCCCAGUCAGGAGGACCUGAAAGCAGUAGUAGAAUCCAUCAUAGAGGAGUACAUCUGCCUGAGCCACUGGCACCUGCCAACCCUUAUUGGUGAGGAGUCAGACAGAGGGGAACAGGAGCAGCAAACUCAGUUUAGUCUCUUCUCCAUAUCUAAUGGGGUUGAAGGGAAAGGGAAUCCCCUCCAGUUGGUCCAAGCAGUCCACAAGAGCUCCACCAUCCACGAGCUGAACAGCAACAUCUGGCAGAUCUGCAUCCAGUUGGAGGGGAUAGGCUGCUUCGCCCAGGCCUUGGGGAUGGACUUCCGUCUCAUUCUGAUGACAUCACUGUACCCGGUUCUGGAGAAGGCCGGGGAUGAAACCCUGAUGGUCAGCCAGGCAGCGCUGGAUGCCAUGUGGGAUAUCAGCCAGGCCUGUGGAUACGCCUCCCUGAAGGAGCUGAUCAAUGAGAACUCAGAUUACCUGCUGAACGACGUGUCUUUGAACCUCCAGAGGCUGGGUGUCCACCCCCAUGCCCCCAGGGUCCUCACCGUCAUGUUCAGUCACUCCGACCCCAGCCUGCUGCCUCUGGUGGGGGACAUAGUCCAGGACGUGCUGAUGGCUCUGGACAUGAGCUACGACGAGACAUCCCCUCUGUUCUGCACUGUACUGCACUCACUUAUGAAGGCUCUAGCGAGGUGGUUCCCAUCUAGUGUUGCGGGAACAAGUGACGCUUUGGGAACCAAGAAGGUGUGGCGUGAGCAGGACCAGCUGAAUGUGCGGCAGUUUCUCCUGGACUACCACAAACAGAAGGAGCUGGCAGUGGGCAUCGGGGCAGAGGAGGAGGGCACCGAGCACCCAGAGCUCCCGCCAAGCAUGGACUGUGAAGAGGAUAUGGAUGGUCCUGAUGUGAAAGUUGAGCUUCCAGCCCACAUCACCAUAGCUAAAGACGUCAUGGAGCGCUGCAUUCACCUGCUCUCAGACCCCAGCCUGAGACUCAGACUCAAGGUCCUGGAUGUGUUGGAACUGUGUGUGUGUGUGCUAAGUCAGAAGGAGAAUGAGUUACUGCCCAUGGCCCACCGCUGCUGGCCUGCCCUGCUGCUCAGACUUACUGCUGAUGACCCAUUAGCUGUCCUCCGAGCCUUCAGGGUUUUGUGCACAUUGGGGGAAACCUGCAGAGAUUUCCUGAGGAAGAGGGUGUCAAAAGAGGUGAUCCCCAAGCUGACUGCCUGGCUGUCCAAACAGGCGCCAGUGAGUGCCAGGGCUGGCCCAGUCUACAGCCACACCCUGGCCUACAAGUUACAGCUGGCUGUGCUGCAGGGCCUGGGGGCUCUCUGCCUUCAUCUGGACCUAGGGGACUCAGAUAUGGAUGCUGUAACUGAAUCCUGCCUGCCCUACCUCAGCUGCAGACAGCCACCCAAACUGCAAGAGGCCUGUCUGAGUGUCUUCCUCCGCCUAAUAGAAGUGGAUCCUGAUGCCUUCUGGUUGACUCUGAACGAGCUGUACUGUCCCUGCUCCUACAACCCGCCCCACCCUGACCUGCAGCCUGUGGAGCUAAGUGGGAUGGGCCUCCCGAGGAAUGAAUACACAGAUAAUGUCUUGAAACUCCUGGAGGACUUUGGCUUGCCUGAGGACACACAGCCAGCAGGGAUCCAGAUCCAAUGAGCUGCGCUGAUGAACAGUACCCCAGUCAUCCACCCGUCUGUCCCCAAGUAGAGAAAGGAACACUACACUGACGACAGCCUCAGGAGAGCAUAGCUUGUCCUAGUCUUCCCCCAACCUCUUUUCAGGGACUCUGCCUUGCAGACUUCAUCCUAUAGUUUAACAGUGACUUUGAAACACCAAAAUGUUAAGUGCUGAUUCUGUUGUGUUGGUUAAGGGUGUACAUAUUCCAAUGUGCUGCCAAGGGAUGGACAAACGACCAGUAUUUUGAAUGUAAAGGAAAAAAAGUAUUAGUAAUUAAUAGUCCUCUUUUUAAUAAACAAUUAUUGUUUUUUUUAUUAUAACAGAAAUGCAUUUUUCCUGACCUCUUCGUUGUAACUGCUUAGCCUUUCAUACAAGUAGCUGUAGCAAUCUAUGCCAUAAUUGAGCUUUUCUACCGUAAGUAGAGUGGCAGAGCUUUCAUUUGCCUGCAAAUCUGGCUUUGUUUAAAUGUAUGUUAUUUUUUUCACCAGGUAGGCCAGUUGAGAACAAGUUCUCAUUUACAACUGCGACCUGGCCAAGAUAAAGCAAAGCAGUGCAACACAACAACACAGAGUUACACGUGGGAUAAACAAAAGUACAGUCAAUAACACAAUAGGAAAAUCUAUAUACAGUGUGUGCAAAUGGAUUAAGGAGGUAAGACAAUAAAUCAAAUCAAGUUUAUUUUAUAUAGCCCUUCGUACAUCAGCUAAUAUCUCAAAGUGCUGUACAGAAACCCAGCCUAAAACCCCAAACAGCAAGCAAUGCAGGUGUAGAAGCACGGCAGAUAGGAAAAAGUCCCUAGAAAGGCCAAAACCUAGAGAGGAACCAGGCUAUGAGGGGUGGCCAGUCCUCUUCUGGCUGUGCCGGGUGGAGAUUAUAACAGAACAUGGCCAAGAUGUUCAAAUGUUCAGAAAUGACCAGCAUGGUCAAAUAAUAAUCAGGAGUAAAUGUCAGUUGGCUUUUCAUAGCCGAUCAUUAAGAGUAUCUCUACCGCUCCUGCGCUCUCUAGAGAGUUGAAAACAGCAGGUCUGGGACAGGUAGCACGUCCGGUGGACAGGUCAGGGUUCCAUAGCCGCAGGCAGAACAGUUUAAACUGGAACAGCAGCAAGGCCAGGUGGGUUGGGGACAGCAAGGAGUCAUCAUGCCCGGUAGUCCUGACGCAUGGUCCUAGGGCUCAGGUCCUCCGAGAGAGAGAAAGAAAGAGAGAAGGUGAGAAUUAGAGAGAGCAUACUUAAAUUCACACAGGACACCGGAUAAGACAGGAGAAGUACUCCAGAUAUAACCAACUGACCCUAGCCCCCCGACACAUAAACUACUGCAGCAUAAAUACUGGAGGCUGAGACAGGAGGGGUCAGGAGACACUGUGGCCCCAUCCGAUGAUACCCCCGGACAGGGCCAAACAGGAAGGAUAUAACCCCACCCACUUUGCCAAAGCACAGCCCCCACACCACUAGAGGGAUAACUUCAACCACCAACUUACCAUCCUGAGACAAGGCCGAGUAUAGCCCACAAAGAUCUCCACCAUAGCACAA